Molecule: messenger RNA, 2930 nt
Organism: Cyprinus carpio (common carp)
Lineage: Eukaryota; Metazoa; Chordata; Actinopteri; Cypriniformes; Cyprinidae
Cellular component (GO): membrane
Source: RefSeq, a predicted model, not a curated record
ACUGCGGAGCUUCACUGAAAACUGCGCUGCGUAAUCCACACAUGAGCCUCUGUUUCAUAGCCUACAUGUUGCUUCAUAUUUGUUAACCGUUUCAACAGUGCAAAAUACUGACUAUAGGUUACUUGGGUUAGGCUAUGUAAAUUUCAAGUGAAACAAAAAAAAAUAUGAAACCUAAUCAUUGACAGCAAUCAGACAGGGACAAAACAGCUUCACCUUCAACACAUCCGGAAAGAGUCAUCUUACAGUCUGGACUGUAAAUUAUAUACAAUUACUCUAAGAAUGCCUCUGACAGUGUCUCAAGGAGAGGGAAUGAUGGUCAUCACCAUCCCCUCAAACCCAAAGAGCAAAUGGCCCAUAAUGUGCCAGAUUCUGAGUUCUCUGUGCUAUGGUCCAGUAUGUUUUGCAUCUGAGGAUAUGAAAGAGAAGUUGACAGACACCCAGAGAGUUACUGGGAUUGUACAGAUAGUAGUUGCAGUCAUGAAUCUUGUGUUGGGUUGUUUUGGCAUCAUCUUCUUUAUUAUUACCACUUCGGUCAACAGUAUGGUGUUGUCGGUUCUUCAGCUCUGUGUGGUUGUCAGUUUCUGUAUUUUGACCAUAAAAUCUUUGUGCAAGAAGGGUGGGAGUGCAGAGUUAGUGGGCAAAACAACUAAAGUAUCUAGAAGUGGAAUAAGCCAGUAUUCACUUCCGUUUGGUUGCAGCUGUAGCAUGACCCUUGCAUCGUCUCAGGAUAUGAAAGAUAAGCUGACAGACAUUCACACAGCACUUGGGAGUGUACAGAUAAUGGUUGGCGUCAUGAAUAUCACAAUGGGUUGUUUUGGCUUCAUCUUUUCUUUUUGUAUCGGUGGUGUGUUCCUUGUUGUUGGUAUUAUGUGUGUUCUUGCAGUGAAGUUUUCCCGUCCUAAGCUGCUGGUCAUCACAGUGAUUCUGAAUGUAGUCAGUGCUGCACUGGCUAUCACAGCUGCUGUGCUGUAUUCACUGGACCUAGCAAUGGGAAGCAGUUCAAGCUGUUACAGAGAACAUGAUUAUUAUUCAUCUAAUAAUGACUGGUUUACCCAUAAAAUGAGUGUCUUUGAUCCCUGUUUUUACUACAAGAAUCUCAGUCAGGUGAUCCGCGGAGGACUAGAUAUCACGAUGAUAGUGCUGUCGGUCCUUCAGCUCUGUGUGACCAUCAGUUUCUGUGUUGUGACUGGGAAAGCUUUGUGGAAGAAGGAUGAAGAUGUAAAGUCGGUGGAGGAUCCAGAACUUCACAAGCCGCUGCAGGAAGACGCCACUGCUGGUGCUGUGUGACACAGAUAAAGAGAAACACACAAAUUUACAAAGUUAUUAUUUUUCCUUGUAAUGAAAUGGCAUUUUGUCUCUCAUUUUAAUAGUGAAAUAAUGUCACUGUAGUACAAUAUUCAUAUCCAAGCUACAUCUUCAUUCUUGCCUUUUCACCACCAGAACCAGCAGAUAAAUGCUUAAUAAAUAUCUAAUGACAGUGCACAGGUAAAAUGACCCAACGGGCUGAACCCAGCAUUUUUAAAAGUGUAUAUUUAGCAAUUAAUAUGGCUGUUAUGGAUUCCUGCGCCAUAUAUCACUUCAAAAUUAUGGCUUGGGUACAUAGUUUAUAAUUUAUUCAUUAUUUUUAUUAUUAUUAUUAUUUUUUUUACUACGGAAUGGCCCUACAAACCUACAUCUCACAGCUGAGGUUGAUUCAUUGUCUCCAGUCUAACAAACCUUCACAUAAUACUGAAUGUGUGCAUGCUUUUCCAAAUGUACUAUAAAAUGCCUUUCUCUUUAGUUGUAUCAGAACUAGAAACAACUGCUUUGUGAUUGAUUCACUGCUUUUCUACUUUCCUAUUGAUUGCCUUUAUAUGGAACCCCAUAAGCUCGAAAAUUAAAGUAAAAGAUGUAUUUGCUAAAAUUAUUUUCAAUAUUACAUUGACACUUGACUUUAAUCCCCCUGUAAUUCAAGGGAAGAAGCCUGUGUAAACAUUUCAGUCACUGCGUGCCAGAGGUGGAUGAGGAUUUUUACCCCAGGUUAAAUAUAGCUUGUGAUGUUGAAGAUUCUCUGGGCUGUCCCAAGAUGGGAUGCUGGGGCAAAAUACAAUUUUUGUUGUUGUUUGGUUGUAUUGUACUGUACAGUACAUUAAGUUAUAACACAUGUUGAAAUGUAUACAUUUUUUUGUCUUUUGUUGUGUGAAAAUAUUUGUGAGGGGGAGAACCCCAAGCAACAUAACUUAUUAUCGGUUUUUGUAGUAUUGUUUUGAAUUUAUCUCACCAGUGUACACUUAAAAAUAAAGGUGUUUCAAAAGGUUCUUCACAGUGAUGCCAUAGAAGAACCAUUUUCAGUUCCACAAAGACAAAUUCAGUCAAAGGUCCUUUAAAGAACCAUCUCUUUCUUACCUUUUUAUAAUCUGAAGAACCUUCUUUCACCACGAAGAACCAUUUUGUGAAACAAAAAGUUUCUUCAGAUGUUAAAGGUUCUUUUUGGAACCAUUUAGACAAAAAGGUUCUUCUGCAUCGUGAAGCACCUUUAUUUUUAAGAGUGUAUAAAACUUCAUUUUGAUUUGAAAAUAUGAAAUUUGGGGAAUUGGGUGAGAAGUUAGAUGUUAGAGGGAAAGACUUAGUAUUUAAUGCUUUUAUGUUUGAUGGACUUUUUGUGGUUACCAUGUGACCAUAGUGUUUGUGGUUAUAGGCCGUGGCUGGCUAACAUAAGUGCAAACUAUGAUAUAUGUUGCUGUCAAUGAGUAAUAACUGUGAUAAAAAAAAUUCUCACUUAUUCAUUAAUGUACCAAAAAUUGCAUUUCACAAUUCUGUUAUUAAUGCACCCAGUAAUGCUGUCUACACAUAUAUCACUGUUAUAUUAUGUUUUAUUUGUUAUACUUAAUGCUCUUCAGCAAAUACAUCAGAAACAUACAUUUUACCACGUUUAUGAAACCCUCUGCAGU